UUCUGCAGCUGAAGCCUCCAGGAUGGCCGGAUCAGGGGCAGCUCUGAGACUGCAUGAGUUCAAGGAGUACCAGGAAAGACGGGACUCUGGCUCAUUUAAAAGACAACCCGAAGCAACACUGAGAGUACCACGUCAGGGGAAGGAUGUGCAAGGUCUGUACCCUGGUCAGCUGGGUAGAAUCCACGUUGUUCACUCUCAGGAUCACAGAGUGAGGUUCGCAUCAUUGGAUUACUCUCCGGGGCCUUACCGUGAACACUAUGAAGACUACCCGAGGAGUUUCGACCUCCAGACAUUCCACGCCCUGGACGUUCUACGCCAGAGCACCAGCGCCUCUCAAUGUGCCACUGAGACGGCUUACCAAGAGGAGUUUGGCCUGCAGUCCCACCUCAACCCUCCGGAUAACACUAAGUUUACCCUGUACUCUCACCCUGGGCCUAUGCAACAGUUGGAGACAGGGAGUGAAGAGGAACAUUUUACAACACCAUGGCAAUCAAACUGAACUCCAUCCAUGAAAAGUAACCAAUGAAAAUGGUGCAUUGCAUGUAUUUUUGUUUGAAUGACAGGUUGUAAAAUCUUGCAUUGCAAUCAUAUAUAUGACUCUAGAAGCAUUUCAUCUCAAGUAAUGCUAAUAUAUAAUGUGUUUAUUAUAUAUACAGUACCGGUCAAAAGUUUGGACACACCUACUCAUUCAAGGGUUUCUCUUUAUUUGGACUAUUUUUGACAUGGUUGAAUAAUGGUGAAGACGUCACAACACAUGUGGAAUCACGAAGUUGCUAAAAAAAAGUGCCAAGAGUGUGCAAAGCUGUCAUCAAGGCAAAAAGUGGCCAUUUGGUCCAUAUCUACCAUUUCAAACUUUCAACUGGUACUGUAUAUUUCUAUGAAAGUCCAUUGGCACAAAAAGUGUAAUUAAAUGAAAAAAUGUCA
Oncorhynchus mykiss (rainbow trout) is the source of this 924-nucleotide messenger RNA. Its product is annotated as protein SPMIP3. NCBI's taxonomy places the organism in Eukaryota, Metazoa, Chordata, Actinopteri, Salmoniformes, Salmonidae. The record is from RefSeq and is a predicted model, not a curated record.